UUUGUCUUGUCCACUCGGGUGUAUUAGUCUAUUGUUCAAGGUGACAGCAACAAAUAGCAGCACUGGGCUCAACCCAGUUUGGAGAAUGUGACAGGCAAUCUGGAUGGCGUUUCUCUGAUAUUCGUACCCAUAUUUGGGUGACCUACAACCUUUAUUAAUGGAGAGACCGCCUGGUGUCAGCCACUGGAUCCAUCACUUCACUUGACAAGGUUGACUGUAAAAGAAAGAUUGAAACAUGGGUGACGCGGCUAUGGCAGAGUUUGGGACUGCUGCUCCUUAUCUGAGGAAAUCAGACAAGGAGCGUCUGGAGGCCCAAACCCGUCCGUUUGACAUGAAGAAGGAAUGUUUUGUGCCUGAUCCUGAGGUCGAGUACGUAAAGGCAUCCGUCACUAAUCGUGAUGGAGACAGUGCCACUGUCCAAACUGAACAUGGAAAGACCGUCACCGUGAAGGAGUGUGACGUUCACCCUCAGAAUCCGCCAAAGUUUGAUAAAAUUGAAGACAUGGCGAUGUUCACCUUCCUCCAUGAGCCAGCUGUGCUGUUUAACCUCAAAGAGCGCUACGCAGCAUGGAUGAUCUAUACCUACUCUGGGUUGUUCUGUGUGACGGUCAAUCCCUACAAGUGGCUGCCAGUCUAUAACCAAGAGGUGGUUGUUGCCUAUAGAGGAAAGAAGAGGAGUGAAGCUCCUCCUCACAUCUUCUCCAUCUCUGAUAAUGCCUACCAGUACAUGCUGGCAGACAGAGAAAACCAGUCAAUCCUCAUCACUGGAGAAUCCGGAGCUGGAAAGACUGUGAACACCAAGCGUGUCAUUCAAUACUUUGCCAGCAUUGCUUCUGUCCCCACUGGGAAGAAAGACAGUGCUGCUGAGAAGAAGGGCACCCUGGAGGACCAGAUCAUUCAGGCUAACCCUGCUCUGGAGGCCUUUGGGAAUGCCAAGACCAUCAGGAAUGACAACUCCUCCAGAUUUGGUAAAUUCAUCAGAAUUCACUUUGACAACAGAGGAAAGCUGGCCUCUGCUGACAUUGAGACGUAUCUUCUGGAAAAGUCACGUGUGACCUACCAGCUCAAAGCCGAGAGGGACUACCACAUUUUCUACCAGAUCUUGUCUCAAGUAAAGCCUGAACUCCUGGAAAUGCUGCUCAUCACCAACAAUCCCUAUGACUACGCCUUCAUCUCCCAAGGAGAGACCACAGUGGCCUCCAUCAAUGACUCUGAGGAGCUGAUAGCCACUGAUGAGGCCUUCGAUGUUCUGGGCUUCACUCAAGAAGAGAAGAACAGUAUUUACAAACAGACAGGUGCCAUCAUGCACUUUGGUAACAUGAAGUUUAAGCAGAAGCAGAGAGAAGAGCAGGCAGAGGCAGAUGGAACUGAAGAUGCUGACAAAGUCGCUUAUCUGAUGGGCCUGAACUCUGCCGACCUCAUCAAAGGACUCUGUCACCCCAGAGUGAAAGUAGGAAAUGAGUGGGUCACCAAAGGGCAGAAUGUCGCCCAGGUGUACUAUGCUAUUGGAGCUCUGUCUAAGGCAGUGUAUGAGAAGAUGUUUUUGUGGAUGGUCAUGAGGAUUAACCAGUCCUUGGACACCAAGCAGCCCCGUCAGUACUUCAUUGGUGUACUGGACAUUGCUGGAUUUGAGAUCUUCGAUUUCAACACCUUCGAGCAGCUGUGCAUCAACUUCACCAACGAAAAACUGCAACAGUUUUUCAACCACCACAUGUUUGUGCUGGAGCAGGAGGAAUACAAGAAGGAGGGAAUUGAAUGGGAGUUCAUAGACUUUGGUAUGGAUCUGCAGGCCUGCAUCGAUCUGAUAGAAAAGCCCAUGGGUAUCAUGUCCAUCCUGGAAGAGGAGUGCAUGUUUCCCAAAGCCAGCGAUGCCACCUUUAAAGCUAAGCUUUAUGACAACCACCUGGGGAAGUCCAAUAACUUCCAGAAGCCAAGAGUUGUCAAAGGAAAACCAGAGGCCCAUUUCUCCCUGGUCCACUAUGCUGGAACUGUUGAUUAUAACAUCAACAACUGGCUGGUGAAGAACAAGGAUCCUCUAAAUGAGACCGUUGUUGGUCUUUUCCAGAAGUCCACUGUUAAGCUUUUAUCUAUACUUUUUGCUGGAUAUGCAGGAGCUGAUUCAGCUCAGGAUUCUGGGAAGGGCAAAGGAAAGGCAAAGAAAGGCUCAUCUUUCCAAACUGUGUCUGCCCUUCACAGGGAGAACCUGAACAAACUGAUGACCAACUUGAGGUCCACCCACCCCCACUUUGUACGCUGCAUCAUCCCCAAUGAGACCAAGACUCCUGGGGCCAUGGAGAACCCUCUGGUGAUGCACCAGCUGCGCUGUAACGGUGUUCUGGAAGGCAUCCGGAUCUGCAGGAAGGGCUUCCCCAACAGGAUCCUCUACGGAGAUUUCAAGCAGAGGUACCGCAUCCUGAACCCAAAUGCUAUUCCAGAGGGACAGUUUAUUGACAACAAAAAAGCUGCUGAAAAACUAUUGGGUUCUUUGGAUAUUGACCACAACCAGUACAAACUGGGACAUACCAAGGUGUUCUUCAAGGCCGGACUCCUGGGCCAGCUUGAAGAGAUGCGAGAUGAUCGUUUAGCGUUAAUUAUCACAGGUAUCCAAGCUCGCUCAAGAGGUCUUUUGGCAAGAGUUGAGUUCCAGAAGAUUGUUGAGCGCAGAGAUGCACUACUUGUGAUCCAGUGGAACAUCCGAGCCUUCAUGGGGGUCAAGAAUUGGCCCUGGAUGAAGAUGUACUUCAAAAUCAAACCUCUGCUGAAAUCAGCAGAGACCGAGAAGGAGAUGGCCAACAUGAAGGAAGAAUUCACCAAACUGAAGGAGGCUUAUGCAAAGUCUGAAGCUCGUAGGAAGGAACUAGAGGAGAAAAUGGUCUCUCUUCUCCAAGAGAAGAACGACCUGCAGCUCCAAGUCCAGACUGAGCAAGAUAAUCUCUCUGAUGCUGAAGAGCGUUGUGAGGGUCUGAUCAAGAGCAAGAUUCAGCUGGAAGCAAAAAUCAAAGAGCUGACUGAAAGGCUGGAGGACGAAGAGGAGAUGAAUGCUGAGCUGACUGGAAAGAAGAGGAAGCUGGAGGAUGAGUGCUCUGAGUUAAAGAAGGAUAUUGAUGACUUAGAGCUCACUCUGGCAAAAGUAGAGAAAGAGAAGCAUGCCACUGAGAACAAGGUCAAGAACCUGACAGAGGAGAUGGCUGCUUUGGAUGAAAUCAUUGCCAAGCUGACCAAGGAAAAGAAAGCCUUACAGGAAGCUCAUCAGCAAACGCUGGAUGACCUGCAGAGUGAGGAAGACAAAGUCAACACUCUGACCAAGGCCAAGGCCAAGCUGGAGCAGCAAGUGGACGAUCUUGAAGGGUCCUUAGAGCAAGAAAAGAAAAUCCGUAUGGACCUGGAGAGAGCAAAGCGGAAGCUUGAAGGAGACUUGAAGCUGGCCCAAGAAAGUAUCAUGGACCUGGAGAAUGACAAGCAGCAGCUUGAAGAGAGGCUGAAGAAGAAAGAUUUUGAAAUAAGUCAGCUGAACGGGAAAAUAGAGGAUGAACAAGUUAUGAGUGCCCAACUCCAGAAGAAACUGAAGGAGCUGCAGGCCCGUAUAGAAGAGCUGGAGGAAGAGCUGGAGGCAGAGCGAGCUGCUCGAGCCAAGGUGGAGAAGCAGAGAGCAGACCUGGCCAGAGAGCUGGAGGAGAUCAGUGAGAGGCUGGAGGAGGCUGGAGGAGCCACAGCCGCCCAGAUCGAGAUGAACAAGAAGAGGGAGGCUGAGCUCCAGAAGCUGCGCAGAGACCUUGAAGAGGCCACGCUGCAGCAUGAAGCCACCACCGCUACACUCAGGAAGAAACAAGCUGACAGCGUUGCUGACCUGGGAGAGCAGAUCGACAACCUGCAGAGAGUCAAGCAGAAACUGGAGAAGGAGAAGAGCGAGCUCAAACUGGAACUUGAUGACGUGGUCUCCAACAUGGAGCAGAUUGUCAAGACUAAGAACCACCUGGAGAAAAUGUGUAGGUCUCUGGAGGACCAGUUAAACGAAUAUAAAACAAAGGCAGACGAGGGACAGCGAACCAUCAAUGACUUCACCACGCAGAAGGCUAAGCUCCAAACUGAAAACGGUGAACUGACAAGAAUUUUGGAGGAAAAGGAUUCCCUGCUUUCCCAACUCACCCGAGGAAAACAGUCCUACACACAACAAAUUGAAGAUCUCAAAAGACAACUGGAGGAAGAAAUCAAGGCCAAGAACGCAUUAGCCCAUGCUGUGCAGUCUGCUCGUCAUGACUGUGACCUCCUCAGGGAGCAGUACGAGGAGGAGCAGGAGGCCAAGGCUGAACUGCAGCGCGGCAUGUCCAAGGCCAACUCUGAGGUGGCUCAGUGGAGAACCAAGUAUGAAACUGAUGCCAUCCAGAGGACCGAGGAACUGGAGGAAGCAAAGAAGAAGCUGGCUCAGCGUCUGCAGGAGGCCGAGGAGGCCGUUGAAGCAGUGAAUGCUAAAUGUUCCUCUCUGGAGAAGACCAAACACAGGCUGCAGAAUGAGAUCGAAGAUCUCAUGGUGGAUGUGGAGAGGUCCAACGCUGCUGCUGCUGCUCUGGACAAGAAGCAAAGAAACUUUGACAAGGUUCUGGCAGAGUGGAAGCAGAAGUACGAAGAGUCUCAAUCAGAGCUGGAGAGCUCCCAGAAGGAAGCCAGAUCUCUGAGCACGGAGCUCUUCAAACUUAAAAACUCCUAUGAAGAGUCUCUUGAGCAUCUGGAGACCAUGAAGAGAGAGAACAAGAACUUACAAGAGGAAAUAUCUGACCUGACUGAACAAAUUGGUGAGGGAGGAAAGAACAUUCAUGAGCUUGAGAAGAUUCGAAAGCAGCUGGAACAAGAGAAGUCUGAGAUUCAAACUGCUCUGGAAGAAGCAGAGGCCUCACUAGAGCACGAGGAAGGGAAGAUUCUCAGAGUCCAGCUUGAGCUGAACCAAAUAAAGGCUGACUUCGAGCGUAAGCUGGCUGAGAAGGAGGAAGAAAUGGAGCAAAAUAAGAGAAACCAACAAAGAGCUGUGGACACUCUUCAGAGCUCUCUGGAGGCUGAAACUCGAAGCAGGAACGAAGCUCUCCGCUUGAAGAAGAAGAUGGAGGGAGACCUGAAUGAGAUGGAGAUCCAGCUGAGCCAAGCCAACAGGCAGGCGGCCGAGGCUCAGAAACAACUCAAGGCUGUUCACGCUCAUCUCAAGGAUGCUCAGCUUCAGCUUGAUGAAUCUAUGCGAGCCAAUGAUGACAUGAAGGAAAACAUCGCGAUUGUUGAGAGACGCAACAACCUGAUCCAGGCCGAGCUGGAGGAACUGAGAGCAGCUCUGGAACAAACCGAGAGAAGUCGUAAACUCGCUGAGCAAGAGCUGAUGGAUGUCAGCGAGAGGGUGCAGCUGCUGCACUCCCAGAACACCAGCCUGCUAAACCAGAAGAAGAAACUGGAGGCUGAUUCAGUCCAGCUUCAAACCGAAGUGGAGGAGGCGGUGCAGGAAUGCAGGAACGCCGAAGAGAAGGCCAAGAAGGCCAUCACUGAUGCUGCCAUGAUGGCAGAGGAGCUGAAGAAAGAGCAGGACACCAGCGCUCACCUGGAGCGCAUGAAGAAGAACAUGGAGCAGACCAUCAAAGACCUGCAGCACCGUCUGGAUGAAGCUGAGCAGAUCGCCAUGAAGGGAGGCAAGAAGCAGGUGCAGAAGCUCGAGGCCCGGAUUAAGGAACUGGAAAAUGAGGUUGAAGCUGAGCAACGAAGGUCCAGUGAUUCUGUCAAAGGAAUCCGGAAAUAUGAACGACGCAUUAAAGAGCUGACCUAUCAGACUGAAGAGGACCGCAAAAACCUCACCCGUCUGCAAGAUCUGGUAGACAAGCUGCAACUUAAAGUGAAAUCCUACAAGAAAGUUGCAGAGGAGUCUGAGGAACAGGCUAACAAUAACCUGACCAAGUUCCGUAAGCUUCAGCAUGAGCUCGAUGAAGCGGAAGAGAGAGCCGACAUCGCCGAGUCUCAGGUCAACAAGCUACGCGCCAAGAGCCGUGACAUCGGGCCGAAGAAAGCUCACGAUGAAGAGUGAAGCAUGACUCGCUGUUCCUGAGACAUCUUAAUUAUGAUGUGUCCCUAUGCAUGCAGCUUGUUCAGUAGAAUUAAAGGAAAUAGCAUCUGAAA
This is a messenger RNA of Nothobranchius furzeri (turquoise killifish), 6144 nucleotides long. Its product is annotated as myosin-7. Gene Ontology annotation, cellular component: myosin II complex; myosin filament; cytoplasm. Gene Ontology annotation, molecular function: microfilament motor activity; actin filament binding; ATP binding. Lineage: Eukaryota; Metazoa; Chordata; Actinopteri; Cyprinodontiformes; Nothobranchiidae. The record is from RefSeq and is a predicted model, not a curated record. Gene Ontology annotation, biological process: muscle filament sliding; adult heart development; cardiac muscle contraction.